Molecule: messenger RNA, 978 nt
Organism: Meleagris gallopavo (turkey)
Lineage: Eukaryota; Metazoa; Chordata; Aves; Galliformes; Phasianidae
Source: RefSeq, a predicted model, not a curated record
CGUCCCCGCCCGGCUCACCCUGCCCCGCUUCUCUCCGCAGACAAUGUGAUGGACAUUGGCAUCGGGAACGAAAAGCCCAACCAGGAAUUGUCGUCCUAUUCGGGGACGUUCCAGCCGGCCGCGGGCAACAAAACCGUCACCUACCUGGGGAAGUUCGCCUUCGAUUCGCCCUCCAAUUGGUGCCAGGAUAACAUCAUCAGCCUGAUGAGCGCCGGCAUCCUGGGGGUGCCGCCGGCCGCGGGGACGCUCAGCGGGACGCAGAGCUCGGGGGGCGGAAUGGGGGGACCUCCGCAGGGCGACGUGGACCAGAUGUACCCCGCGCUGCCGCCCUACUCCUCCUGCAGCGACCUCUAUCCAGAGCCCGUCUCCUUCCACGACCCGCAGAGCAACGCCGGCCUCACCUAUUCCCCGCAGGAUUACCAAGCGGCCAAACCCGCCCUGGACAGCAACCUGUUCCCCAUGAUCCCAGACUAUAACCUCUACCACCACCCCAACGAGAUGGGCGCCAUCACGGAGCACAAACCCUUCCAGAGCUUGGACCCCAUCCGCGUCAACCCGCCGCCCAUCACCCCGCUGGAGACCAUCAAGGCCUUCAAGGACAAACAGAUCCACCCGGGCUUCGGGGGGCUCCCGCAACCCCCCCUGACCCUAAAACCCAUCCGGCCCCGCAAAUACCCCAACCGGCCCAGCAAAACCCCGCUGCACGAGCGGCCCCACGCCUGCCCGGCCGAGGGCUGCGACCGCCGCUUCUCGCGUUCCGACGAGCUCACCCGGCACCUGCGCAUCCACACGGGCCACAAACCCUUCCAGUGCCGCAUCUGCAUGCGCAGCUUCAGCCGCAGCGACCACCUCACCACCCACAUCCGCACGCACACCGGCGAGAAGCCCUUCGCCUGCGACUUCUGCGGGAGGAAGUUCGCCCGCUCCGACGAGAGGAAGCGGCACACCAAGAUCCACCUGCGCCAGAAGGAGCGCAAG